Messenger RNA from Danio rerio (zebrafish), 2122 nucleotides. NCBI's taxonomy places the organism in Eukaryota, Metazoa, Chordata, Actinopteri, Cypriniformes, Danionidae. The record is from RefSeq and is a predicted model, not a curated record.
GUUCAAAAGGCUUCUGGAACAUUCUCUUGCUGACUGAUACGCAAGUGCAUCGUCACUUUAAUGGGCGGGACUUAGAGAAGGAAGAGAAGCAGGUGUGCAGAGCAGACAAAGAGCCCGAACUGAAAUCGCUACAAAGUCAAAGUUGUCUGCUUAUCUGCUCACGUUGCAUGCAGAUUAACACAACCGAUGAUGUAUAUAGUUGUGCGUGCACAGAAAAAAACCACAACUUAUCAUCAGUAAAUGUUCAACUGAGAAAUGGAGUCUGAGUGAAUUUCUUUGAAUAGAUGACAGUAAACAGUUCUGACCGACUGUCUGCAGGGAUUCAGAUACACCCGAAUCAGUGUUAAAUUAAAACCUCAGUUACAAAGUGGUCCUUCGAGCCGGAUGCUGAAUAACUGCAGAAAUGUCAUCCCGUUCACAGCAAGAGCCUCCAGCUGUUCGCCCCAGAAGACAUAUAAAGCCUCCUGCAUAUCUAGCAGACUUCCAAGUACGUAUGACUGGAUCUGAGAGGGGAUGCCAGCAACUUACAUAUUCAAGUGAUGAAGAAGUUAAUGCAGAAUAUUCUCCAUUGUCUACUGAACGUGAGUCUCAUGCCUCCUCACCUAUAAGUCAGCGUUCUCCAACCAGUGAUCUGGUGCUACAGGAUGAAUGGCAAAGUACACAGGGAGUGUUACAGAGAGAAGAGGAUGAAAAGUAUCAUCAGUCGCAGCAGUCAGCCUGGGAGGAGAUGCAACGAGAGAAUGAUGAGCUUCGUAGCUGCAUCCGACAAAUGCCAGAGAUUUUAAGUGUAUUAAAGGGUCUUAAAGAGGAAAAUAUUGUAAUGAAACGAGAGAUCCAGCAGCUAGCCUCAAACGUAGCCAUUCAGCAUAAGCCAGUCGCUCGAUUACCAGCUCCUCGCCCUGACGUACCAGAAACAGUUCAUAGCCAGCCUCUGUCCCCCACACAAACCAGCGAUUUCCCUCAGUACCCCUCUGGGCAGAUUAAGCAGAUAACAGAGCAGAUGAGAGAUUGCACUGUCUCACCUAUACCAGUAGAGCAGCCCCAAGCACUGCCAAGGUAUCGUACUCCUAAUCCAAGACUAGCUCCUCAUCUUCAGCCUCAUCCACAUAGUGAACCCAUCCACUACUAUGAGCCCAGAGAGAAUUAUCCCUCACACUCAGACCAACGAGAAUCCUACAAUAUGCAGCGUUCAAGGAUUGUGCCUCCAUCUGCAGUGCCAUACUCUCAAGAGAGAACAUACCGAGGACCUAAGCCUUCUAUUCCGUUCUUAUCAACAUCGGAUCCACGAGAGUUUUCAAGGUUGCGCAUGGCUUUAGAGAAUCUCCUACCCAGUGAUGCAUCUGAACGUUUCCGAUAUCAAAUCCUCACAGAUCAUCUACAGUUAGAGGAGGCAUUGCUAGUAGCAGACUCAUAUUGCAACUCAACACACCCUUAUACGGACACUAUGCAAGCCCUCAUUAACAUGUAUGGUCAGCCACACAAGCUGGUCCUGCAGAACAUCGCUGAGGUCAUGGAUGGCCCCAAUAUCAGAACUGGAGAUGUUGAAGCUUUCAAGCUGUUUGCGCUUCGAGUGCGUUCUCUGGUGAGCAUGCUAGAACAGCUGGGUCCUGAAGGUAAUAUUGAAUUGGACUGUGGGUCACAUGUUUCAAGACUGCAAAGCAAACUCCCUCAUGAGCUGAGAACUAGCUUCAAGAGAUAUAUACACCCUAUGAGAGUAGUUAUACCAACCCUCAUCGAUUUCUCUGACUGGCUAGAGUAUGAGCUACAAGUUCAGGAUGAUGGCGUCAAAACUUCAGGUUUCACACCAGGCCCCAGCAACAAGAAAAGGCUGGAGUAUCGUAAUCCUAAGGCUGCCAGGAAACCCACAACCAUCCUGCUAGGCACAGAGAAACCAAUGAGUGGGAGAAUUAGCCAACCACAAGCCUCAGAGGUGACACCUAAAUCUGCCAGGUUUAAAGGACGGUUAAGUGCAUAUUGCCCCUACUGUGACAAUACCAAUCACUUCUUGAAUGGGUGUGCUAAUUUCAAAGACCUUACCAAAGAGCAGAAAGAGUCCUGGAUUCGGAAAACAAUCGAUGUUGGUGUUGCGGACGCAGCCAUCAUGCCUCGAAAUGCACCCUGA